GUAAGAUGAGCGCGGAGGAGUUCCUGGCGGAGGCGCAGGUGCUCAAGAAGAUGAGGCACCCGAAGCUCCUCCAGCUCUUUGCCGUGUGCACGAUGGAGGAGCCUUACUACAUCAUCACGGAGCUCAUGCGUCACGGAUCGCUUCUCGACCAUCUCAGAGGUCGAGGACGCGGGAUGGUCCUCGAGGACAAAGUGUACAUCGGGGCACAGGUGGCCUCGGGCAUGGAGUACCUCGAGAACAAGAAUUUCAUCCACCGGGACUUGGCCGCGAGGAACGUCCUGGUGGGCGACCACAACGCGGUCAAGGUGGCGGACUUCGGGCUGUCGAGGCUCGUCAAGGAGGACGAGUAUCAGGCGCACGCAGGAGCCAAGUUCCCCAUCAAGUGGACAGCUCCGGAGGCCUUGUCCUUUUCCAGAUUCACGACCAAGUCCGACGUGUGGUCCUUCGGGGUCUUUCUGAUGGAGGUCGUCACAUCAGGCGCCGUGCCGUACCCAGGCAUGACCAACGCCGACGUCGUGGAUGCCGUGGAGCGCGGCCACCGCAUGCCGUGCCCCAACGUGUGCCCGCAGCUGCUCUACAACAUCAUGCUGGAGUGCUGGGCGAGGGACCCGGCCAACCGACCCACCUUCGAAACACUGCGCUGGAAGCUCGAGGAUUACUUUUUCCUGGAGGAGACGGAGUACCGGGAGGCGGAGCUGGUGAUGUAGGGCGCGGCGUAGGCGGGCGGGCGUGGUCCCGUGCUGCUUGAUGUAGGCCUAUGGGAGGUGGUGGUGGUGGUUUGGUUUGCGAAGUUCUAGCUUCGCCCGGGCCUUCUAGAUAUGGCCCGGCCUGUGUCAGCU
This is a messenger RNA of Penaeus chinensis, 839 nucleotides long. Its product is annotated as tyrosine-protein kinase Src42A-like. Gene Ontology annotation, molecular function: transmembrane receptor protein tyrosine kinase activity; ATP binding. Gene Ontology annotation, cellular component: signaling receptor complex. Gene Ontology annotation, biological process: protein phosphorylation; multicellular organism development; cell surface receptor protein tyrosine kinase signaling pathway. NCBI's taxonomy places the organism in Eukaryota, Metazoa, Arthropoda, Malacostraca, Decapoda, Penaeidae. The record is from RefSeq and is a predicted model, not a curated record.